Ilex paraguariensis (yerba mate) is the source of this 285-nucleotide messenger RNA. NCBI's taxonomy places the organism in Eukaryota, Viridiplantae, Streptophyta, Magnoliopsida, Aquifoliales, Aquifoliaceae. The record is from the annotation of a GenBank genome assembly.
CGGGAUGAUUUCUUGAAGCUCGCUUAUCUCGUAACGAGCGAUGUGAUAGCGAAUAGGAUGAGGCGCGAUUUCUUUGGGGGCACCGGUAGGAAGUGCGCGAAUGCUAGGAGCAAGGUGCGUGAGAGUGGUCUUGGUUUGGGUGGAGAAUUCGGCAAUAAUGGAGGACCCAUCAUUUUUCGAGACUUUGUGGUAACAAAAUGCAAUCAUCUUAUUGGAAUAUUUUUUGACAAGGUAGAGAAUAAGGUGGGGAACAAUGGGCUGCCAUUUGAAAGAUUUGCUGAAUAA